CAAAGGGCAACAUCUCAGCAGUGCAUCUAGCUGGUGAACAAUGGCAACUAGCUGGUCUUUGCUUCAGUUUCUGGGACUUUGUGCCUGGUUUGGUACUUUUUGUUCUGCUUCUCCACAUUGGAAACAUGAACGUCAUCCUCAUCAUCCCCAUCGCCCUCAUCAUCCUCAUGGAUUGACGGUGCAGCAAAGUGAUUAUCUUAUUAAGGAGAUCGUUCAGCCACAGGUCAGCCAACCACUUCCUGUGCGGGUUGAAGAGGUAGUGGUGAAAGCAGGGCCUGUUGACAAGUGUAGUGUAGCUGAUUUGGGCCAGAUUCAGUGUGGACCUCCUGGUAUCAGUGGACCUGACUGUGAAGCCAUCAACUGCUGCUUUAAUGGACAACAGUGCUACUAUGGAAAUGCAGUCACUGUCCAGUGUAUAAGAGAUGGUCAGUUUGUGGUAGUGGUGGCUAGAGAUGUUACAGUGCCUCGGCUGAGUCUGGAUACGGUCAGUCUUCUGGGGGGGAAUGAUCCCCCUUGCAGUCCUGUGGCGUCCAACCCUUACUUUGCUGUAUACCAGUUUCCUGUCAGUGCUUGUGGAACCAACGUGAUCGAGGAACGUGGACAUGUGGUGUAUGAAAACAGAAUGGUGUCCUCCUAUGAAGUGGCCAUGGGACCGCUCGGCUCCAUCACAAGAGACAGCCAGUUUGAGGUUCUGUUCCAGUGCCGGUACUCUAAUACAGCUGUGGAAGCUCUGGUUGUGGAGGUCAAUGCUAUUCGUGCACCUCCACCAGUCGCUGCUCUUGGACCCCUCAGAGUGGAGCUUAGACUGGCUAAUGGCCAAUGUGUCACCAAAGGCUGUGCUGAAGGGGACGAGGCGUACACAUCCUACUAUAAUGAAGCUGACUACCCAGUCACCAAAGUCCUCCGGGAGCCUGUGUAUGUUGAUGUGCACAUUCUGGAGAGGACUGACCCCAACAUUGUCCUGAUGCUGGGUAACUGCUGGGCAACAUCAACCCCCGAUCCACUCAGUGUGCCCCGAUGGGAUCUGCUGGUUAAUGGAUGCCCCAACCAGGAUGACCGCUACCUGACCACACUGGUUCCAGUGACCGCAUCAUCUGGUGUUCAUUUCCCCAACCACCACAAGCGCUUCAUUGUCAAGAUGUUCACCUUUGUAGACCCACAGUCUCUGUCUCCUGUGCAGCAAACGGUCUUCAUCCACUGUAAUACAGCAGUGUGCUACCCUUCAGCUACUCAAUCCUGUGAGCAGAGUUGCGCAAGGAAAAGAAGGGAUAUUCCUGACCUUCAAAUUUCUGAUGACACUGCCGUGGUGUCUAGUGGACAAGUUACUGUGGUGCCUUAAGUUUUGUGUAACUUUUAUUAAUAAACUGCCAGAAACCAAGUUAAA
Molecule: messenger RNA, 1384 nt
Organism: Danio rerio (zebrafish)
Lineage: Eukaryota; Metazoa; Chordata; Actinopteri; Cypriniformes; Danionidae
Source: RefSeq, a predicted model, not a curated record